Stegodyphus dumicola is the source of this 12548-nucleotide messenger RNA. It is a transcript of the gene LanA, whose product is annotated as laminin subunit alpha. The record is from RefSeq and is a predicted model, not a curated record. Gene Ontology annotation, biological process: regulation of cell adhesion; regulation of cell migration; regulation of embryonic development. Gene Ontology annotation, molecular function: signaling receptor binding. NCBI's taxonomy places the organism in Eukaryota, Metazoa, Arthropoda, Arachnida, Araneae, Eresidae.
CAUGCUUUAAUAGACAACCCAUUUGUUUGUGAACCUUGCAACUGCUUUGGUCAUUCUGAUGAGUGUAUAUAUGAUGAGGAAAUAAAUGAGAAGCGCUUAAGUUUGGAUAUCCAUGGGCAUUAUGAAGGCGGUGGUGUGUGCCAAAAUUGUCGCCAUAAUACUGAAGGCAUAAACUGUAAUAAAUGUAAACCCACGUUUUAUCGACCAUAUGGGAAACUUCUCAAUGAUACAGAUGUGUGUCAACCUUGCCAGUGUGAUCCAGCUUUCUCUACUGGUAAUUGUGCUGAUGGAAGUGGGCAGUGUGAAUGUCGACCAGAAUUUCUCCCUCCAUAUUGCGAUUCUUGCAAUGUUGGUUUUUAUGGCUAUCCAGCCUGUAAGCCAUGUGAUUGCCACCCAAGUGGCAUUUAUGGCAGUGUUUGUGAAGUCGGUGGUGGACAAUGUCCAUGCAAACCAAAUUUUAGUGGUAAGAAUUGUGACAGAUGCGCCGAUGGAUAUUAUGGCUUCCCAGAUUGUUUACCAUGCAACUGUAACCCUUCCACAUCUGUGAGAAAUGAAUGUGACCAGGAAGACGGACAGUGUGCCUGUCGGGGAAAUUAUGGAGGACGCCAGUGUGAAAAAUGCCGUGUUGGUUAUUACGGUUAUCCAAACUGUGACUACUGUGCUUGUGAUCCUACUGGCUGCCUAGAAGAAAUAUGUGACAGUGCGACUGGUGUAUGUUUGUGUAAACCUGGUUAUGGAGGUCCUAGUUGUGACAGAUGUGCUCCUGGAUUUUUUGGGUAUCCACUUUGUGAAGAAUGCAAAUGUCAUGAAGCUGGAUCUUCCGGAUCAGUAUGUGACAUCAGUGGGAGAUGCCAGUGCUUAAUAAAUUAUGCUGGGCUAAAAUGUGAUCAGUGUUCUCCAGGCUAUUAUAAUUUUCCCGAUUGCUACUCUUGUGACUGUGAAGCUACUGGAUCUAUUGGAGUUUCAUGCAAUAAUGAAGGUCACUGUGUUUGUAAAAAUAACUUCGCUGGUAUAAAAUGCGAUACCUGCAAAGAAGGAUUCUACAAUUACCCCUACUGUGAAGAAUGCAACUGUAAUCCAGCAGGCGUUCUACCAACUUUCCUCGGAUGUGGUAGUCUUACAAGUGGUAAACUCUGUGAAUGUAAAGAGCGCGUAAGUGGACGAAUUUGCAAUGAGUGUAAACCAUUGUACUGGAAUCUGAAAAUAAGUAAUCCUUUGGGUUGUGAAGAUUGCAAUUGCUUUUUGGGUGGCACUGUUGGUGGAAUAGCUGUCUGUGGAAAGACACAGGGUCAGUGCAAUUGCAAACCAAAUGUAGGUUCACGACAAUGUUCGGAAUGCAAAGAAGGAUACCACGAAUUAGAUAAUGAUAACUUAUUUGGAUGUAAAGAUUGCGGUUGCGAUAUUGGAGGAUCUGUGAAUAACAUUUGUGAUAAGCAAACUGGACAGUGUGCAUGCCGACCUAGGAUCAGUGGGAGAAAAUGUGACAAACCUCUCCAAACUCACUAUUUCCCAACACUUUUUCAGCACCAAUUUGAGAUUGAAGACGGUAGAACUCCAGUAGGAACUCAGGUUCGUUAUGGAUAUGAAGAAAAUAUUUUUCCAGGCUUUUCGUGGCGUGGAUAUGCUGUUUUCUCUGACAUACAAAAAGAAGUUCUUCUGGAUUUAUUUGUGGAAAAACCAAGCCUGUAUGAAGUUUACUUUCAUUACUUGAACUUCGGAGGGGAGAAUGUUUUCGGAACAAUAACUUUUACACCUGAUACGUUUGGUGAUAUUCAGCAAAGCAGUGACAUGGUCUUUGAAGCAACUAAUAGACCAAAAUUUAUGAAAGUUUCUGGUAAACAAGGACAAGUUGCAUCACCAUUCGUUUUAAACCCAGGCCGUUGGACAGUAUCUAUUAGAAUUGAAAAGCCGUUGUUUUUAGAUUAUAUGGUUCUUCUGCCUCAGGCAUAUUAUGAAGCUACCCUUCUUCAGGAAGACAUUUCUGAACCAUGUAUUAUAAACAAUGGAGAAAAUGAAAUGUGCCGAAAUUUCAGAUAUCCUCCUUUGCCUCCUGAUUCUGAAAUUGUGAGAGGUGAAGCUGGAUAUGUCCACGAUGGAGAUAAGGAUGAAAGGAGACAAGCGAACGUUUAUGAGGAUAGCCAAGUCUUAGCUGAACUUCAGACUGGACGCAUGGCUUUACUUGAUAAAGAAGAGGAUACUUUGCAUCUGGAUUUCAGAAUCUCUCGUCCGGGGCCUCACAUUAUGAUAAUUACAUACCAUACGCCAGAAAGCGUUCAAGGCACAACAGCCACAGUUGAAGUAUCAUCUGCCAACCAAAUGGAAAAAGGAAUGGCUAUCUUUUACGAAUGCGGAUAUUCAUUUCUUUGCCGUCAAGUUGUAAUCGAUCAAUACGGAGAAGUUGCUGUGUUUAAUUUGGAUUCAAAUUAUGUUAGUGCAACAAUAGAAAUUAACGAAGAAGCGGAUUUAGCUAUAGAUAAUGUAGCUCUGGUCCCAGCAAAUCUUUGGCAUAUGGAUUACAUUGUACCAAAAUCUCUGUGCGUUCGAAGAGAUGGAACAUGCACUGAAUCUGUGUUUUUACCCGUACCUGAGUCGAUAAAGCUGGAAUUCGAAUCUGGUUACCACGAAUAUAACAAAGCUUCACAUUUACCUGACGGCAUUAUUGAUGCAGAGAUUGGAUUAGUUAGUCUUCAAGAGCAUGAUAAUGUUGUUGAUCUUCAAGGUUCUGUUCCAUCUCCUGGUUUAUACGUCGUCAUCGUGCAUUACUAUCAGCCGGAUCAUCCUAAAUUUGAAGCGAGUGUUAUGAUUCAGAAUGGAGAAUUUCACGAUGCGGUCCUUCCAUUGCCUUUUUGCCCUAGUGUGUCAGGAUGCCGAACUGUAAUCCAUGCAAAAGACUCUGAUGCAACAGCAUUUCAAAUCCUGGAAAAUUUUUAUAUAACAAUUAAGCAACCGUCCAAUAAAACAGUCUGGAUGGACUAUGUAUUAAUAAUUCCUGCAAAACAAUUCGAUGAAAGUGUACUAAAUCCUCUCAGGCAAGACCAAGCUGGAAAAUUUAUUACUCAGUGUGGGCAAAACAGUUUUCAUUUGGACUCAGAUAUCUCAGGCUUUUGCCGGGAAGCUGCAUUUUCUCUGACGUCUGAGUACAACAAUGGAGCUCUGCCAUGCCAGUGUGAUACUGAUGGAUCCCUAAGCUAUGAAUGUGAAGAAUUUGGUGGCCAGUGCCAGUGCAAACCUAAUGUCAUCGGUAGAACUUGUUCACAGUGUCGUACUGGCUUCUUUGGUUUUCCAAACUGUAAACCAUGUGACUGUCCAUCUACAGCAUAUUGUCAACCUGUGACUGGUCAGUGUAUUUGCCCUCCUAGGGUAACUGGGGAUCGAUGUGAUGUUUGCGUUCCAUAUACAUAUGGUUUUGAUCCUAUCAUAGGCUGUGAAGAGUGCAACUGUAAUCCCUUGGGUGUUGCUAAUGGCUUUCUUCAAUGUGAUUUGCAAAGUGGUCAAUGCAGAUGCAAGUCCAAUAUUGUUGGAAGAACAUGUGACAGCUGCAAAGCAGGUUACUGGGCAUUUCCACACUGCCAACUGUGUAACUGUGAUCUACGAGGUAGCACAGAAGAUAUCUGUGAAAAAGAUUCUGCUAGAUGCUUUUGCAAGGAAAAUGUAUAUGGAGAUUCAUGUGACCAAUGUAAACCAGGAACUUUCUAUUUAGAAGAAGUUAAUCCUGCGGGGUGCACAAAAUGCUUUUGCUUCGGAACCACGGAUCGUUGCCAAAGUGGUUAUUUAUCUUUAGUUCAGAUACUUGACAUGUCAAACUGGGUUGAAACCGUCAUAGACGUUGCAAAGGAUAUGGCAGUUGUAAAUAUUCCAGUCACUCUUGUCGAAAGUGCUGAUGGUAUUCAAGCAUUGCUACCUGACGAAUGGCCUGAUGAAAGUGGUGCCCUGUUUUAUUUUUCGGCUCCUUCUUCAUACUUAGGAAAUAAGCUAUCCUCCUACGGUGGAAAUUUACAGUAUACUAUCGUUACAUCCACUGAUGAUGAUGCCGUUGUAAAUAGCUUUGUUGGAGCAGAUGUCAUUCUUAUGGGUAAUAAUAUCACAAUUGUGCAUAAUCAUGUUGAACAGCCUGCUGGAGGUGCUCCAUUAAGAAUAACUGUGAAUCUUAUCGAGCAUGAAUUUCAUCACAUCAGUGGUCGAGAUGUAACUCGAGAGCAAAUGAUGAUGCUUUUAGAGAAUCUGGAUCAUCUUUUGAUUCGUGGAUCGUAUUUUCAUCCUGCUGUUGAGAUCAGGUUGGCACAUGUUUUAUUGGAUACUGGCGACGAAAACUUUGUAGCUGAUGCUCCUCAAGCUUUAAGAGUUGAGCUAUGUCAAUGCCCACCAAGCUACAUCGGAAAUUCUUGUGAAGAAUGUGCUCCAGGUUAUUAUCGCUCAAAGACAGGUCCAUAUUUAGGGUACUGUGUUCCUUGUCAGUGUCAUGGCCACGCGCAAACAUGCGAUGUUAACACCGGGAAGUGUAUAGGAUGCCAGCAUAACACAAUUGGCGACCAUUGUGAAAAGUGUGAUGUGGGAUUUCAUGGCGAUUCUACCCAAGGAACACCUUAUGACUGCUUGCGUUGUGCUUGCCCAUUACCAACUGAGACAAACAAUUUUGCUGAAAGUUGUGAAAUUUCUCCAAGUGGACUGGAAAUCAGCUGCAAAUGUAAACCUGGAUAUUAUGGAUUGCGGUGUGAAGUAUGUGACAUUGGUUAUUUUGGAAAUCCUGAAAAACCAGGGAGUACAUGUCAGCCUUGUCAAUGCCACGGGAACAUUGAUCCUAGUAAACCAGGGAGCUGUGAUUCUGUAACUGGUGACUGCAUUUUAUGCUUAAACAACACCUAUGGUGCAGCCUGUGAACUCUGUGCACCAGGGUUCUAUGGAGACGCUAUCGCUAAAAAGGACUGUAAAAAAUGCAAUUGUAAUGAAUGCGGCUACAGAACCUGCGACCAUGAGAAUGGAGAAUGUAUCUGUUUGCCUAAUGUAGAACCUCCGUAUUGUGAUCGCUGUGCGCCAAAUCACUGGGGCUUUUCGGGUUGCAGUGGAUGUCGCCCGUGCAAUUGUGGACCUGCCUCAAAAGCUGAACAAUGUGAUUUAGAAACUGGUGAAUGUGAUUGUCAACCUGGUGCUGCGGGUAUAACUUGUGAUGUUUGUGAACCAGGCUACUGGCAGUAUUCAGUGGAUGGAUGUAUUUCCUGCAACUGUGACGAAAAGUAUUCUGCUCGUGUUGGUUGCAAUCCUAUCAAUGGGCAAUGUCACUGCUUACCAGGAGUUAUUGGACCCAAAUGUGACAGUUGUCCUUACCGAUGGGUCUUUGUAAAGAAUGAAGGUUGUUUAGAAUGUGAUCCUUGCGUCCACGGCUUGUUGGAUAUAACUGAUUUGUUGGAGAACCUAAUUGACCCUGUAAUGGAGGAAAUGAAAGAUGUUUCCUUGAGUUAUUUUGCAAACAGACGUUUGCAAAAUGUAAACAAAACUGCUGAUGCACUGAGGUUCGGUGUUGAUCAGAUGCUUUUGGAUCCGAAUGAACUAGAUUUCAGUCCUUUGGUAUACAGUGUUCAGACGUUAGAAAAGAAAAGAGACCAACUAGAUCGAAAUGCUACUCAUUUACAUGCUGAAGGAGAUGCAGUAAGCUCUGAUGCGGAUGGUACAAGAAUUGAAGCACUUGAAGUUGAAAAAUUGAUUAGAGAAACUGUAGAUAAAGCAAAAGAAAUUGUUGAUGAACUGGGGAAGCUUUCUGAAGGUCUUGGAGGAUCAUUGGGACCCAAUGUAGAUAAACUCGUUUCUGAAGCUGAAAGUAUUUUGGAUGAGAUGAAAGAAAGAAAUUUUGAUGCACCCCAAAAUGAUACAGUGGAAGAGUAUGACCUUUGUGAAGAACUGUUUGAAAAUGUGAAAUCAUUUGAGAUCCCUGUUCUUGAAAACAAACUGAAAUUUGAGGAAGAAAAUGACAAACUUGCGCAUAUAAUGUCUUUGCUUGAUGAUAUUAGUAACAACAGUCAGAAUAUUUUCAUAGUAGCUGAUGACACUCAAAGUUUGACUGACGAAACGCAGCGAGUUCCAGUUGAGGAAUUGAUAGGUAGCAUUGAACAAGGAUCAAAAGAUACUUAUGAGGUACUUCAAAAUGCCUCCGAUAUUUUAAAACUCUCUGAGGCCUCCCUCGAUAGCGCUGGAAAAGAUUACAAGCGUUUAGAUGCGGAUACAGAUAAACUAGGUGUAAGGAGAACUGAUUUGCAAGAUCUUAUAAACGAGAAUACGGAUCACAUAAAGAAUAACGAACCGUUAGUUGAAAAAGCAUCAGCACACGCUGCUGCUUUGGUGGAGCAAGCAAAUAUUUUGGACCAGUCAUUAGCAGAUACUAGAGAUAGUGCUGAUGCUGCAGUUAAAGCUGCCAAUGCUUAUGGAAAUAUAGGAGAUGCUAUAAAUCAAGCAUAUUUAGCUGCUGAAGCAGCCCUUAGAGCUUCUGACCAAGCUGAAAUCAAGUCAGAAGGUGUUUUGGAUAAAACAAGUGAUUCUAAAGAUCUAACAAAGGAGUACUUAGAUUCUGCCACCAAAUUAGAGGAAAAAGUUAAGGAACUGGAACCUCAGCUUGAGGAUGCAAAGGAAGGAGUAGCUCUUGUUGCCAAACAAAAUGGGAAAACAUCAAGAGGACUGGAUAAUAUUAAAAAGGAGUUGGAAAAGUUACCAUUACAUUCUUUGUGGGUACUCGCUGAGCAUGCAGCGAAUGACUCAGCAAUUGCCGAUCAAAGAGCUGAGAAAGCUCGGAAAAGAAUACAGGAAAUAGUCAGCAAGCUCCCUGCUGAUCAGGAAAGAGCCGAACAGGUCCCAAAAGAUAUUGAAGAAGCUAAUCAUGCGAUCAAAGCUGCUCAUAGCUAUGUUGACCGCAUUGCUCCUAUUGUGGUUGAUACGAAUAAGCUGAUGGACAAAGCUAGCAAAAGAGAAUCAGCAAUGAGAAUAAUUGGAACUGAUGUUUCAGAAAAACUAGCCAAAUUAAGACAGAAAGUUGCCGUAGCAAGAAAUCAAGCAAAUCGAAUAAAAUUAGGAGUUCAGUUCUUUGAAAAUACUACUUUGCAACUUCGUAAUCCAGAAGGAAUGGAAAAAGCGGCGACUUAUACACAUCUGUCAUUGUACUUUAACACAAUAGAACGCUACGGUUUGCUAGCUUUCAUUGGAAAUGAGAAAGGAGCACAUGCGCAAAUGAAACAUGUUUUAACGGAUGACUAUCUUGCGUUAGAAAUUAGAGGUGGACGACUUGUGUUAGUGAUGGACUUGGGUUCCUCAGCAUCAGAAAUUAAGCAUGAUACUUAUGUUUCUGAUGGAAAGUGGCAUCAAGCCAUUAUUGAAAGAACUGGAAAAACAUGUUCUCUCACUGUUAGAACUGAAGGUGAGAAGGAUGCAGUUGUGGAAGGAUUUUUACCAGGCACAUACAGUGUUUUCAACUUAGACAAGAAAGUUUCAAAAUUCUUCAUUGGGGGAAUUUCAGAAAAACUUUCGCUACCAGACAGCGUAAAGCACUUUCACUUUGAAGGAUGUAUAGAGGAUGUAGAGUUUGGUGGAACUCCAGUUGGACUCUGGGAUUUUGUAUACGCCGAAAAUAAUUUCGAAGGAUGUGCAGAUAGAGAUCAGCUUGUUAUAUUACAGCCUUCAAAUGGACUUCGUUUUAGUGGAGCUGGAUACGUUAUUUUGCCCAGAAAGAAGCACCAAUUCGGGACAGAAACAAUUAUUAAAAUGCAGUUUAAAACAUACGCAAAAGAGGGAUUGCUCUUCUUGAUAGGGAAAAAUAAUAAAUUCUUAGCCCUUCAAAUGGAAGAGGGUCACAUAGUUCUGAAGUAUAAUUUAGGAAGUGGAACAGCUGUCUUGCGAUCGCCAGAAGCGUACAAUGAUGGUAAAUGGCACUCGCUGGAGGCAACCAGAGUUGAAAAAGAAGCUGUUCUAAAGGUGGAUCAAGUUGAAGUUGAUAGUGGGCAGUCACCUGGCUCAGAAAGUGUGUUAUCUUUUACAAACCAGAUAUUUGUCGGAGGUUAUAAGGGCAGACAUUCUUAUACGGAAGUUACAACCUCUGGAUUUGAAGGCUGCAUUAUGGACAUGCAGAUUGGUGCAGAAUUGAUAGAUCUGACCAAAAAUAACAAAGCUUUGGGUGUUGUAAAUGGCUGUCCUGUGAUGAUUGCUAGAACAGUAUCCUUCAGCAAUGUAUCGACUGGGUAUGUAGCAAUGCCAUCAGAUAAUUUCGAAAAAUUAGCUCAACUGACAUUCAAAUUCAAAACUGUUGAAGAAGAUGGUUUAAUAUUUUAUACUGCAAAUGAAGACCAAUCAAAUUAUUUAUUAAUUGCAUUACAUAAUGGAGUUCUUGUUAUGAGCAGUAACCCAGGAGGUGAAAUAAGAACAAAUCCGAACGUUAAAUACAAUGAUGGAGAGUGGCAUUAUGUUUCAGCAACAAAAGCUGUGAGACAACUGAGAUUAGAUAUUGAUGACAUUAACUCUGUUGAAGUUGAAGUCCCUGUUGAUGCCAUCAUUUCGACAACUACUCCUAUGUAUUUUGGAGGAGUGCCUGAUGAUUAUACAAUUACUGCUGAAGUAUUGUCAUCAUAUUCACCUUUUAUUGGAUGUAUUGGGGAUACAACUGUGAAUAAUAAAUUUAUGAAUUUUGCUGAUACACAGGACAGGAAAGGUGUAUCGUUAGCUAGCUGUCCACUUGCAGAUCCCUUAGAACCAACGCCUCCAUCUAUCUCGGAACUGCCAUCAGCUCCGGACUAUGUUCCACCGGACAAAGCAACCGUUCCUUCAGUGGAUGUGGAAUACACCACAGAAUAUCCAGAUGUCCCAGAACCUACGCCAGUUGGACAAUGUGCACUUCCACUGGAGCCGAGAAUUGAUACCAGUGUGAAGCCUGGCGAUGGUAUUCGUUUUGGAAACGCGCCAGCUAGUAGACAAGAAUUUUCAAAGCCUGGUUCAUUCAUGGGAAGCAUUCUUGAUGACAGCACAUUCGCUUUAGAGUUCCGCACCAAACGAAAACACGGCGUUUUAUUCUAUGUUGCUGGCAGCAAUCAUAUAGAUUUUGUUGGAUUAGUUCUACAAGGUGGCAAAAUUAUUUAUGUUUUCAACUGCGGUACGGGAACGGCUGUUAUAUCUUCACAAAAUCAAUAUAAUGAUGGCACGUGGCACAGAGUUGUAUUUUCGCGCCAGGGUGUAGAAGGAAGACUUGUGAUUGAUGAUGAAGAGGAAGUUAGAGGAAAUUCACUAGGUGCAGCUAGCUCAGUCAAUGUCAAAUCACCAUUUUAUAUAGGAGGUUUGUCAGAAGAAGUAGCUAGAGAAGCAAAAAAUAAUUUAAGAGGUGUAACCUUUUCAUUCCCAGGAUGUAUAAGAAAUGUAGAGGCUCAAGGGGAGCUUAUCACUAAUCAAAAACCCAGUUUGUCGCAGAAUGUGACUGGCUGUUCAGACAAAGUUGAAGAGGGCACAUUUAUUUCAAGUGAUGGUGGAUAUCUUGUUCUGUAUGACAAAUUCCACGUGGGGGCAAAGAUUACAAUUGAAAUGGAUAUUAAGCCUCGUAAUUUAUCUGGAAUUUUACUGGCUGUUCAUGGCAGAUCUGAUUACCUGAUCUUACAGAUGGUUGAUGGAGCCUUAGUGUUCAGUGUUGAUAAUGGCGCUGGUCCAAUAACUGCAAAAUAUAUUCCGCCAACUGAAUAUUACCCUUGUGAUGGUAACUGGCAUACAGUACGCGUAGUCAAAACUGGCAAUAUUGUUACUGUAGGCCUGGAUGAUAUUUUCGGCGAACCAGGAAUAGGAGUCGGUGGUGUUUCAUCAACAGAUACCAAGGAUCCGUUGUAUAUUGGAGGACUACCUGAAUCAUCGUUAUCAAAGAAAGGUGUCGAAACUCUAGAACAGUUCACUGGUUGUAUUCGAUCUCUUAAAUUAAACGAUAAACCUCAACCCAUAGCUCAAUCGAGAGUCUUUGGCCAUGUAACUCUUAAUACAUGUCCAACAAUAUAAAUAAAUUAUAAAUUCAUAAAAAUAAUUUUUUGGUGUAAUAUUUUUCUACUAGAUAUUUUUAAACAUCAUACAAGAGCCAUGAAUAUUUAUGGUACUUUUGGUUUACGAAAUUUUAAUUCUUAUUUCAAAACAACAUGUAAAAAAGUAUUUAAUCAACUGUUCAACAUUUCAGAAUCGUAUUACAUUUCCUUGAUUCCAUUUAAGAGAGAAGUUAAAAUAUAGCAAUCUUUAUUGCCUUUAAAUUAACUGCAUACCGUGAUUUAUUGUGUUUAAUAUUGAUUGAUAAUCGUGUUAAUCCUUAAAUUUCGCAUAAUUUGCUUUCGUUUACAGGCUUUCCAUCAGUAUAUUUUUAUAUCCAAUGUACGUUCAUUUCCUUGAGUUCUCAUAUUUAAGUUAUGCACAUUCUUUAAAAUCAAAUGCAAUUGCAUAAGCAUUAAGAUGAAAGUAAAGAUACAUUUCCUAGUCAUCUUACUAACUUUUAAACUAACGAAAUCCAGUCUUUUUCAGUCUGUCUCAUGUAAAACAAAACAGAUUUCUGUUUGAUGGGGAAAAAAAAUUUUUUUUUUCAUUGUAUAUGAUAACAUCAGCUGUAAAUGUGUGUCACAACUUUAUAUAUUAAAAAGUGAUUUAUUAAUUUGAAAAGUUUACUAACUACAAGUAAUACUGCGAUAGCCUCAAAAAUAUUGACACAUUAAAGCAUUAAGAUUUUGUGCUGAUUUUUUUUCAAUGUUUGGCUAAAAUUCUUCUACAAUUCUGAACAAAUUAGUUAUGUUACCUUCAUGGUUAUUCCAUAUAUACAUAUAUAUACACACAUAAAAUGUCUGUCCAAGAAGAAACCGAGCUUUUGAAAAAAAUCAGUUAACUGAUAAGGGCACCUUUUAAUCAGAUUAGUCUCUUUCCAAAUAUUCUCCUCUUCUAUUUACACACUGCUCCCAACAUACAUUCCGUUUUUGGAAUGCUUCCUGAAAAUUAUUUUGUGGGAUCACAAUGCAAGUCUUGAAAAUGCAGUUUUCUUUUGAUCUUUGAUAACCAGCGACCUUUCAUGGUGGAUUUCAGCUCUGCAAACACACACGCGCCCAGAGAAAAAAAAAAAAAAAAGAAUGGCAGGAAUUAAAUCUGCAAAGUAAUAAGGCCCAGGAUAGCAGUCCGUGUAACAGUAACGUGCAUACGAGCUAGUUUCCCAUACAAAGUCCUCCACGAAGGCAUCCCUCCCCUUAGGCAGAUAGCCCUCGAGGCUUUGCCGUAAUUAAAUAACCUAACCUCUUCCGUUGCAAUGUUAUUUUAAAUCUCUCAUAACAUCCAAUUAAAAGUGUGCUUUGAUUAUUUAGCUUCGUUUAACGAACUGGUGAUAAACAAUUUUUAGUCAAACUAGAAAGGCGGUCAACAUCACAUUCGCAUUCUAUCAACUGUGACGUGCAUUUUUGACCUUGGCGAUGAUCUUUGUACCCACUGCGGCGACUUUCUUUUUAUUUCAGUAUCAUAUCUGUAAACCUGUAUUUCAUCACCUGUGAUGACAUAUUUUGAUGCGCAUUUAAACGAUCUAUCAACUCCUCAAUAACUGCGACAGGUUAACUUUUUAUUUCUAUCAAGACAAUGCAGAAAUCUUUCUGCAUUUUGACGCGCCUGUAGAUAUUCAGUCGAAAUUGUGUGACAUUAGCUUUUGCUGCCUAGAUCUUCAGCAAACUCACGGACAGUUAAACGAUGACUUAGAGGAAUUAAACCACUCCUUCGACAUGAAGUCGUGUGUGGACUUGGAAAUGGCACCCAGUUUUCGGUUCGUCUUCAGUUGGUGUUCUGCCCGAUCUGAUACAUUGACAUUGGGACAUAGCACUCAGACCAACUGAAAUUAUCCUUUCCGUAGACUGACUGAAAUAAUUCUUUCCAAGACGUUGCAACAUCUGACAUGCUUUAGUAAACGGUUUUUAACAAUUUUACACAAAAUCGCUGCACUGCGAGAUCUUUCGUUUUUGAAAUGUAAAUAAUCUUCAAACUCACAAAAUACCGGUUCAUUCUGCCGCUCAUUAAACAGCUACAAAAUGAAAUGGUGUUUUUGAGGAAAGAGCUUGUCCAAAAUCAAGGUUGAUGCUACACAGCGGGGUUGCUUGUUGACGCGUUAACUCUCUAAUUUUAAAGUUCGGUUUCGUUUUGGGCAGAUCUUGCAUAUAUAUAUACAUUAUGUAAACCAGUGCCGAUGCGAUUGUGCCAGAGGCGGCAAAAUUUUUAGAAUUUCAGCAAGCACCGGCAGGCAGAAUUUAAUAGAAGCAGAGAUGAUUGUCCUGUACGGUAAAAAGCUUAGCGUCUACGAUGAUGACGACAUAGUACCUUAUAUCUAUAUUAAAGUAAUUAUUUUGAUAUGCUUAAUAAUUUAAAGCCCGUUAUUGGGAAAUAAAAUUCUGAGAUUGUCUUCGAACAUCUGGUUUACCUUAAAACUGUAGUAUUUUUAUAUCAUAUGUAAAACAUGCUUAUAAUAUAACAAUCUUCGAAUAUGAUGUAACGUCUGUAUUAUCAUAUAUGUGUUAAAAUACAAAAAUAAAUUCUGGGUAAAAAAA